Molecule: messenger RNA, 1178 nt
Organism: Cannabis sativa
Lineage: Eukaryota; Viridiplantae; Streptophyta; Magnoliopsida; Rosales; Cannabaceae
Product: pectinesterase inhibitor 6-like
Exons: 1
Coding region: 450-959 (169 amino acids)
Biological process (GO): negative regulation of catalytic activity
Molecular function (GO): enzyme inhibitor activity
Source: RefSeq, a predicted model, not a curated record
UAAAUCCAACAAUCUCAAUAGUUUAAGCCGAAUUUUUAAUGAUUUAAAAAGUUUAAGAAAUAUAAUUUGACAUAUAUUAAAAUUCAGGAAUCUAAAUUAGGGUGCUAAAGAUGAAGAAGUAAUCCCCUUCAAGAGAGAGUAAUAAACACUACCUAAAUAGUGAAGUUUCCUUUUUGGGUUGACAGACAGAGUAAUAAACACCACCCAAAUGGAGAAAUUUCCUUUCACCAAAAAUUGGGUAUAUUUUCCAUGAUCCACUAUUGACUAAAGAAGGAAAAAAGAAACACAGCUCCCAUAUCUUUAUGGUCUAAACCCAAAAAUCUCUCUAUAUAAACACUAAUCUUUACAACAUUAUUCCAUCAUAUUCUCACGAUAGAAGUGAAAAAAUUAAAACAAAGAUAUUUGCUUUUAUUUUCUGGUUCUAUAAUCUAAACCAAAAAAAAAAAAAAAUGAACACCAUUUCGAUUUUUUGCUUUGUGACCCUUGUCUCCAUUGGUCUGAGCCAAAUCCCUCAUGUUCAAGGAGACUUGAUCUCUAAUGCAUGUAGCAAAGCUUUGUACAAAGAUCUUUGUGAGAAGACACUGCGAGCAGACCCUAGUAGUGGUAGUGCCACUCUCGGUGGUUUAGCCAAAAUCGCCCUCCAAGCAGCGGCUUCGAGUGCCAAAAACACCCAAGCCCAGAUCACUAGCCUACUCAAAACCGCUACCGAUAAGAGUGUCAUAGCGGCCUUGAAGGAUUGCAGCGAUAAUUAUGAUAGCGCCAAUGAGGAACUCGGUGACUCGCUCAAAGCUAUUGAUGCCAAACACUAUGACGACGUUAAGACUUGGGUCUCGGCUUCCAUGACCGAUGGUGACUCGUGUCAGAGUGGGUUCAAAGGAAGCUCUCCUUUGACACAAGCCAAUACCAAAUUUAGUCAACUUUGCAGCAAUGUUUUGGCCUUAACCAACCAACUUGGUUAAAUCCAAUAUUAAUCUAGUGUUUAUUUUGAUUUUUCUAGCCAUUUUUUUUUUUAAAAAAAGAAUAAGAAAUUAAAAGACUAUUAUAAGAAUAAGCAAUGUAGGGAAAAUGUAAACGAUGGAGCUUGUAAUUCGUGGUGUGCUCUCAAAUAAUAUAAUAUUACUACGUUUUGAUUUAUAUAUAUUGGUUCAUAGGUAAUUUAUUUAUUUGCUUCUCUAUUA